Molecule: messenger RNA, 456 nt
Organism: Brugia pahangi
Lineage: Eukaryota; Metazoa; Nematoda; Chromadorea; Rhabditida; Onchocercidae
Source: the annotation of a GenBank genome assembly
AUGCCAAAUCCUGUCAAACAACGUCGUCGUCCAAUGAAAUCAGGAAACUGGUUUGAUCAAUCUCCCGACAUAUUAUCAUUUACAGCACCACAGUAUCAAGAUAUCCAGAAUAUCUAUCCAUUCUCUCCGGAAAUCCCUUUGUUUCCAUUUCAUAUUCCAUAUCCAGUAUCAGCACCUUUUAUGCCGGAAUCUUUGUUUCAAUCGAUCAAUCAUCAGUCAUUAAUUUUGCCGACAUCAACAGUGUCUACUGCAGUGACAACUACAAGAAGCACUGCGACACUACCUUUACCAGUAUUUCCCACUCUCGCGAUGCAUCCAGAAUUUCAGAAUCUGACUGCUACACCAAAAAAACUGAAGCAGAAGAUGGUAAAUAGCAGCAGAAGGCAUAAUUGUGAUGAAGAUUUUGAUGAUGAUGAUGACAAUUCAAGAAGUAAUUUCAGAAUGAAAUUCGAUUAA